AUGAAUAAUAAAAUUACUUGCUGUCUGCUUCUUGUCGCUCUCGUUGCAGCUGCUACAGCAUACAAUCCUUGCUGUUCUAAUCCCUGCCAGCAUCGGUCUAUCUGCAUGACCAAAGGUUUCGACGAUUAUGUAUGUGAUUGCACGCGAACAGGAUAUUACGGGAAAAAUUGUGAAAUACCGACCCUUAGGCAGCGAAUAAUAAAUUUCGUGAAACCGACUCCAGAUACAACGCAUUAUCUUCUCACUCAUUUUAAAUGGUUCUGGUCAAUCUUGAAUCGAAUAGGUUUCAUUCGAGGCUAUCUAAUGACGUAUAUUUACAAAUCUCGAGGAUUUUUUGUCGAUAGUCCACCGCUUUUAAAUUCUGAUCAGACUUACAUACAUCUAGACGCUUACUAUAACACCUCCCAGUACACAAGAGUUUUGCCUCCUGUCCCUAAGGACUGUCCAACUCCCAUGGGUGUUGCUGGUCCCAAAGUUCUUCCUGACAUUGCCAAAAUAGGAGAAAUCUUUAAGCGAAAACAAUUUAAACCAGACCCAAUGGGAACCAAUUUAUUGUUUGCCUUCAAAGCCCAGCAUUUUACGCAUCAGUUCUUCAAGACCGAUCUCCAAAGAGGACCAGCAUUCCAAUGGGGAAAUCAUGGCGUCGAUUGUAGCCAGAUCUACGGAAAGGAUUUACAUGAACAGAAUCUUUUAAGAUCAUUCAAGGACGGGAAAAUGAAAACUCAGAUUAUUAAUGGAGAGGAGUGGCCACCGAGUGUAAAGGAUGCCCCGGUUACCAUGAGGUUUAAUGAAAGAAUUGAUGAAAAUUAUCGAUUCGCCGUAGGCCACGAAUUUUUCAAUCUCGUUCCUGGAAUAUUGAUGUGGUCGACUAUCUUUCUACGUGAACACAAUCGUGUCUGUGAUCUUCUGAAAAAAGAACACCCCGAAUGGGGCGAUGAACAACUCUACCAAACAACCAAACUUAUCAUUAUAGGUGAGACCAUAAAAAUAAUUAUUGAAGAAUACGUGGAUCAUUUGGGACAUUAUGGUUUAGACCUUCUCUUUGACCCGGAACUCUUGUUUAACCACCAGUACCAAUAUCAGAACCGGAUCGCUCUUGAAUUCAAUUUUUUGUACCACUGGCAUCCCCUGAUGCCUGACAACAUUCACAUCAAUGGAUCAACCUAUUCAAAUCGCGAUUUCUUGUUUCAUCCCGAGGUUCUCGUGAAGCACGGUAUGAAUACCUUUGUCGACGCCAUGUCCCGGCAGGUGGCAGGUCAAGUAACCCAUCAUAAUCAUGGAAUGGCUACUCUUCAUGUCGCCUUGAUGACUAUCCAACAUGGCCGAGAACUCCGUUUGCAAUCAUUCAAUGAGUAUCGGAAGAGGUUCAAUCUUCCACCUUUCAAAUCAUUCCGGGAACUUACUGGCGACAUUGAAACUGCAGAUUAUUUGGAAGCCUUGUACGGCGACAUAGAUGCUGUGGAGUUUUACGUUGGAAUUAUAGCAGAAAAGCGACAGUACAAGUCUCCAUUUGGACAAACCAUGAUUGAAAUGGGGGCACCAUUUUCCGUCAAGGGACUCCUAUCGAAUCCGAUCUGCAGCCCGGGUUGGUGGAAACCGUCAACAUUUGGCGGAGAGACUGGCUUCAACCUAAUUAAAACCCGGACAAUGAAAGAUCUGUUCUGUGAUAAUAUAAGCGGUGACUGCGGUUUAGUUCGAUUUCGUAUUCCCGACUGGACGGAGGAGAAGGAAGACGCAAUGCGAGAGGCAGAAUUGGCAGCUGGUCUGCAAACUUCAGUCAAAGUGGCGUCUCGCUCGGACGCCGUUAAAACUAUUCUAAUUCUCUUCUGUCUCUCUCUUCCGUCUGCCUCUUCCGUCUCUCUCUUCCGUCUUUCUCUUACGUCUGCAUCUUUCGUCCGCUUCUUCCGUCUCUCUCUUCCGUCUCAACGCUCGCCCGUCUGUUUUUCAGCAUAA
Acanthosepion pharaonis is the source of this 1953-nucleotide messenger RNA. Lineage: Eukaryota; Metazoa; Mollusca; Cephalopoda; Sepiida; Sepiidae. The record is from the annotation of a GenBank genome assembly.